AUGCAAUCGCGCCUGUAUUUCUCGAGAUUGGGCAGGGCCACACUGCAACAUACCAGUCUUUCCUCAAUAUCUGUCGGCGAUCAACUCCCUACACAAUCCGUAACCACAAGAUUCUCUAGGUACCUCAACAAUGAACGAGAGACGAGGCACUCGGGCAUCGAAGGAGAUGGCGGCACAUCCUCAGAGCAUCAUCAAGGCCAUGGGUUACAAUGGACCGAUGGAAAUAUUCCGGAAGAUGAUCCAACCAGCUCUGCAAGCUCGCAGCAAGAUCUGUUACGGUUCGGACAACGUUCAUCCUCCACCAAGUAUCCCUAUCGGCACAGUUGUACGCUACAGGACCUCCACACUCCUGCUGCACCAAGUAAUAUUGGAAUAUCGCGGCUAAGUUUGUGGAAGGACCAAGUCCGCCCUGGUUCCGUGACCCCUUCUAUUGCUCUUGGACAGUAUUUGGAUUUUGAAAUAGCUGCAGAGAAGCAAGUUUAUUGGCGUAAAGUCAGGCAUGUUCUCCCGGCCAAUGCGUUACCAACCAUGACCUUACACCAUCUUUAUAUCUCUUCAAUAUCAAAGGAUGAAUGGGAGUACCAUGAUCAUAUCCUGCGCAGCAGAAACGUUGCUUCUCUGCAAAGUCGCAGUUUGGGUAUUGCAGAUGUGGAGCGCUGGGCAUGGGUUCUCACCGGAGACUGCCCCGAGAGUUCCUAUAGCCAAAGAUCAGACCAGAUCGUGGAACGCCUGCUUUCACUCUCAGCGGAUCAUCCGACAUUUCUCCUGCUGGAAACUCUCCGGAAAGAUGUCCAAUACGUCAACACUUUGAGUAAACUCAUAUCGUACACGUGGUACUAUUGCGAUAAAUUUUCCUGGCCAGGUGACUCUCCCAAGUCGGACACGUUGACCUCAAAUUUCAGCCAAAUGCACGAUAAUGAGUUUGGAGUCCUAAUAAGCCGCUUGUUGUACCAGACGCGGCGGAUCUGGCCUGCUGCCACGCUCAGCGUGGCCCAUAUGGUUCCUCGCUUUAUACAGUCCCUAAGUAAUCAUCGUUCCUUGGAUCGGUCUGGACUCGACCAACGCAUUUUCGCUAGGAGUUGCGAUAUCGUCAACAACGUGAUACGUCGCUUGGCUUUACCUUCGUCCAUAGAGCCUCUCAAGUCUAUGGUCCACAACUGGUCAGCACAAAAGGUUCUACUGAAUCUUGCUGGGCAAUGCGAUCCCCCACUGAACUUGGACCACAGUAGCUACAGAGCCGUCAUCCAAGUUCUUACAGCAUCUCAAAAAAUCGAUCGGGAAUCGAAAGCUGCCAUCCUUCGGCUGCGAAGUUGGCCUCCAUGGAGAGCAGAGCAAGAUGGCAUGGACGCGCAAAGGAACCCGGACGAUGACUUGAGCCGCGCAUUGCUUGCGGCUAUUCGAGCGAGGGAAGCUGGAUUCCGAGAAACAUCUCACGACCAGCGUAUGCAAAUUCUUGGCGGUCAAGAACUUGAUGGCACGCCAACUAUUCACACACGAAAACUAGUCAAAUGGAGAGCUCAGGCUCCUCAUGAACGCAGUGAGACGUUGGCCGGAUCAUUUGAUGUAGACACAGCGCCUGUUCGUCCGAAGCUUGAUCAUCCAAACGUAUGGGCUGCGAGGGUCGAGGCAACCCGAGAUGUGAGAGAAGCCUGGCGAGCUUUCGUUGCCUUCGCAGCAAAGGAAGGGAAGCCGAAUCAAGCUUUGUACCUGGCAAUGUUCCAGAAACUCAAUCUUGAAAGAGCUCGACAGGGACGAAAAAGAGUUUUUGAAGCGGCUCCCGGAGAUGGAAAAGAAGUUCUUGCCGUACCAGAUGAUAACAUGAGUGAAUUCUAUAAGUCACACAGCAAACCCCCACGGCUCGACGCUCUUUACAAUCAGAUGCUAUUAUCUGGUAUCAAACCUUCCGGUCAAUGUUUAGUCUUCCUUGUUCGACACGCCAGAACAUCUACUGCCGGUAUCAAUUAUCUUCGCGACAGCGGUAUCAAUCCACUAGUAUUGCGAUACUGGACAGGAAGUAAAGACACGAGCACAUCCCCCAGUCAAAGACCUCCUACUGAUGUCAUAGACACUGUCAGUGAGGGACUCCUCUGUGCUUUCUUGCAUUUGAUAUGCCGGUUUGCUCCUCGUGCAGUCCUCGCCACUUCGACUGAAUUUGAGAAAUACAAACUAAAGCCUCUCAAUCCCAAAACGCCAGUGUCUAAUGGCUGGGCCAUCCAGGCACUGGAGAGAACCCCAUAUCCUCGACUUCGAGAUCCCUUAAGGCAAGCAGCUCGCUUGCUGAAAAACGAGAAAGUGAAGUUCCGGCCCGCUUGGUAUUGUCUGUUCAGAGCUUUGGCGCGCCCCAACGUUCUUUUGCGGGUGUCACUUAUUGGGGAGCCUGGGCACGACGCGCUUGCGUGGAGAUUCACUGUGGCUGUCCUACGCAACUUUCACGCAUGCGGGCUUGAACUUGAUCCUUAUGGGUUAUUGCUCAUCUGCAAUGUCUUUUUCAAAUAUGCCGAAGCCACGCAUGACGUCGCUCCCCUGGAACACGAGGCAGAACUAAGUCGAGGUGCUCAACUUCUCAAGGACGAAUUCGCCAAGAUAUCUCGAAGUACAGCUUUACCAUUCUGUAAAUCCAUACUCCUCCACUCCGUGAAAUGGGUCACUUUGCACAGUUAUGUACGCUGCAUGGGAAUCAUCGGUGACUGUGACGAGAUUAUCACAGUCCUCGAGUGGAUGGUCGAACACAGAGAUGUAUUGGAAGAAUGCAACAGCCAAGAGCGAAAUGGGCAGAUAAUGUUGUCGCGGACUCUUGUCGCAGCGAGAAUUUCCUGCUACGAAACAGAGUACGAGGCGAGGGCGAUGGAAUUAGUGAAGCAGGUGGAUACCUGGAAAUGGCCUGACGAUGGCGACUUGCAGCAGUAUACUCGGAGUCUGGAUAGCGAUCCAGAGGAUAGUUCAGAUCCGGGAGAGGACAUCGAUCCAGGAAGGGAGUAA
Messenger RNA from Cadophora gregata, 2979 nucleotides. RefSeq lists its product as uncharacterized. The record is from RefSeq and is a predicted model, not a curated record. NCBI's taxonomy places the organism in Eukaryota, Fungi, Ascomycota, Leotiomycetes, Helotiales, Ploettnerulaceae. The coding region runs from base 1 to 2979 and encodes 992 amino acids. The transcript has 3 exons.